Messenger RNA from Adineta steineri, 1539 nucleotides. Lineage: Eukaryota; Metazoa; Rotifera; Eurotatoria; Adinetida; Adinetidae. The record is from the annotation of a GenBank genome assembly.
AUGACACAAUCUACAAUAUUACCUUGGAUUGAAAAAUUAAAAUCAGCUAAAAAAGCUGGUCUACUUCAAAAUGAUCGAAAAAAGGUUCAUUAUACAUUCGAUGAUCAAACUGAAAUGGUAGAAGAAUAUGAUGCAAAAACAAACUUACUUUUAAUUCGAAAAUGGCGUCAAAAACCAAGCAGUGGUUUAAAAACUCUUGCUUCAUCAGAUAUAUGGACAUUCGAAAUCGGUCAAAGUUAUGAAACAAAACCAUUAGGAGAUAAUACACUUGGCAUGUCGGAAAGUACAACAACACCAUUAUUCUCAAGAAAUGAUAAAAAUGAUUGUUUUGAAAUUCGUAUAAGAAACUUACCUUAUCCAGUUGAUAUAUAUCAAUUAACCAUUGAUAAAGAUAAACGAGAAUUUGUUUUACGAACAACAAAUAAAAAAUAUUUCAAACGUUUUUCAAUUGCUGAUCUUGAUCGAUUAAAUCUUCCAUUAGAAGAAAGUAAUUUAGCGUAUUCUCAUGCAAAUAAUACAUUAAUUAUAACUUAUAAAAAACCAAAAGCUAUUCUUGAUUUCGAAAAAACCGUACAUGAUGAAUUAAAAAAAUUAAAUAUGAAAAAAGAGGGUGAUAGUGAUUGUGCUAUUAGAACAAUGCUAUUUCACAGAUUACUUUUAACAAAAUAUAAUCCGUCGAUAAAUUUUAAAUUUAUUCGUCUGCUAACAACAUCAUCAUCACCCGUACAAAUUGAAUUUAAAGAUGGAUUUGCAAAUAUAUCCGUACCACUACCAAGUCGAGGUGAAUCAUGUGUUUUUCAAUUAAAACCAUUUAAUACAACAAUUGGUGAUUUUGUUGAUGUUUUACAGAAAGAAGAUCGUGGUAUUGAUCGAGCAUCAAUUUUUCUUUCUGAUGGAUCUCGUCUUUCACGAAAUUCACCAGUUGAAUUAAUGUUUGAAGAACCAUUUACAUUACGUAUUAAUGAAACAUCCUAUAAUGUUCAACCGCCAACUUUAUUUACAUCAAAUAAACCAGCUCGAGAUGUACUUUCGGAUGUAUCAAAUUCAGUUACAAAACUUUAUCAUGAUUUACGUCUUAAUCAAUAUGUGAUGUAUCGUGAACAUGAAUUAGAAAGACAGUUAGCAUUCUUACGUGAAUCUGCUCAACCUCUCAAUGAACUUCAUCAUCAACUUGCUAAUAAAGCUAUUCGACGUUUAAAAUGGGUUCAAUGGUCAAUUCUUGCUGCCAUGUCAUUUCAAACCGGUGUUUUAUUUCGAUUAGUUUGGAUUGAUUAUAGUUGGGAUAUAAUGGAACCUUUUACUUAUUUUAUUUCAUAUUCAGCUGUAUUCAUGGCUUAUUGUUAUUAUAUACUUCGUCGACAUGAUAUGAAAUAUAUGAAUAUGUCCGAUUAUUUCUAUUUAAAAAUUUUACAUCGUUUAUUACGAAAGAAAAAUUUUGAUUUAGCACGUUAUAAUGCUUUAAAAAAUGAAAUUAUGAUUGUUGAACAUGAUCUUCAACGACUUAAAGAUCCAUUGGAUCGUAUUGUUGGAGCACCAUAA